Amyelois transitella is the source of this 720-nucleotide messenger RNA. RefSeq lists its product as uncharacterized. Bases 1 to 720 code for a protein of 239 amino acids. The transcript is spliced from 3 exons. The record is from RefSeq and is a predicted model, not a curated record. Lineage: Eukaryota; Metazoa; Arthropoda; Insecta; Lepidoptera; Pyralidae.
AUGAAGGUGUUUUUGGUAUUCCUAGUUACCAUUGCUAUUGGUACGGCGGGGCCGGUGACCCACGAAGAUUCAGUGCUGAGAUUGGUGGCGAAUCAAUUCGUUAAUUGUGUUAACAGUGAUCUUAGUUUGUGUCUAAAGGAAAAUGCUCUUAAAGUCACAGAGCGUCUCGGCACCGUUCGGAAACUGACUCUCAUUGAUGGAGUGACUAUCCUCAACAAUAACCCUAAAGAAGCCAGGAGCUUGGACACAUUACCCACAGAUCCUGAAGCUAGGAACAAACAGGUUACCGAGAAACUCUGGGAAAAUGCAUCAGACCUUCUGAAGCAAGGUGAACUGGAGCUGAGCUAUGCUGGUGGGGAUGGAGAGGAGUCUAGGGCUAUUGAUGACACGGAGGAAGGUCGUGGUAAGAAGAAAGAAGGCAAGAAGAAGUUGAAACUGCUGAUCCCCCUACUUCUCCUCGCGAAGGCCAAGGCUAUCGCGCUCAUCGUCCUCUCCCUAUUGGUCAUCGCCGGAUCCAUUUACAAAAUCGCCGUGAUGGCCAAGAUCGCCUUCAUUGUCAAAGCGAUUACCUUCCUCAAGCAUCUUCUUCACAAGAAACAUGAAGAAGAACACGGUGGUUGGGCACCAGUGGAGGAACACUCCCACGGAGGUUGGGAUGGCGGCUGGUCCAGGUCUAAGAAUGAUGCCGGUAACCUCGCCUACUCACACUACAGAAAGUAA